AUGCUGAAGGAAGCGGCUACUGUCAUCAGCAUCAAUUCUGGCAUUAGUGCUUGCGCACGAGGUGCCCUUUGGGAUCGCGCUCUACACCUCCUGGAGCAGCAUUUUUUGCAGCCCACCCGAUCUACGCUGCAGCCCACGCUGGUGAGCUUCAACUCAGCUCUGAGCGCUUGUGCCAGCUGCCAGCGAUGGCGAGAAGUUCUCGGCAUUCUGCGCAGCCUGCGAAGGCGUGGCUUGCUGCCAGAUGCAAUUUCUCUCAACGCUGCAGCCGGUGCACUGGAGCAUCAGGGAUGCUGGGUUAGUGCAUCUGCGCUUUUGGCAGAAGCGCAGGACCAGGCCGAUCGGCUUUUGGGCCCAGAGGUUGUCACCGUCAGCACGGCUGUGGACGCAUCCGAGAGGCACAGGCGCGCAUCUCGUGUCGCGGGCUUGCUUUGCCAAGUGGGUCAUGCUGUACCAAACAACUUGAGAGCA
Messenger RNA from Symbiodinium pilosum, 468 nucleotides. The record is from the annotation of a GenBank genome assembly. NCBI's taxonomy places the organism in Eukaryota, Dinophyceae, Suessiales, Symbiodiniaceae.